Molecule: messenger RNA, 1616 nt
Organism: Momordica charantia (bitter melon)
Lineage: Eukaryota; Viridiplantae; Streptophyta; Magnoliopsida; Cucurbitales; Cucurbitaceae
Product: Acyl-carrier-protein S-malonyltransferase
Molecular function (GO): [acyl-carrier-protein] S-malonyltransferase activity
Source: RefSeq, a predicted model, not a curated record
GUUUUAGUAAUGAAGUAGUUGGGCGGUUUUGUUGAUUUUCCAUGCCAUCUCCCCAACGUCUCUGCCCUUCGGGAACUCCGCUAAAUCUUUGGCGUAAUUCACCUUGUAUAAAACCUUCCGCUCCGCUCCCGUCUCCAGUCUCCUCUGCAAUGCCCGAUUCUCUUCUCAUCCUCUCCAUCGCCGCCCUCCUCUGAUUGCUCCCGCCAUGGCCUCCUCUCUCGCCCUCCCUUCCACAAUUUCCCUCAAGAAGUUGCCUCUCAAUUCCUCCUCGUCUUUCAGGAGCUCCGCCUCAUUCAUCGCCUUCAGAAAUGGAUUCCGGAGCUCCACUGCUGCAACCCUCGCUGCUCGAUCUAGGGUUUUCAUGAGCGCCUCAGUUGGAUCGCAGACUCUGGCUGACGAUUCCUUGUUCCUGGAUUACAAGCCCAAUUGUGCUUUUCUCUUCCCUGGCCAGGGUGCACAAGCUGUGGGAAUGGGAAAGGAAUCUCAAAGCGUUCCUGCUGCAGCAGAUUUGUUCAAGAGAGCAAAUGACAUUUUAGGCUUUGAUCUUCUUGAUGUCUGCACUAAUGGGCCGAAGGAGAAACUUGACUCAACAAUUCUAAGUCAGCCAGCUAUCUAUGUCACAAGUCUAGCUGCAGUUGAGCUGCUUCGUGCACGUGAUGGAGGCCAGCAAAUAAUCGAUUCUGUUGAUGUCACUUGUGGUCUAAGCUUGGGGGAGUAUACUGCAUUAGCAUUUGCAGGGGCUUUCAGCUUUGAGGAUGGACUCAAGCUGGUCAAACUAAGGGGGGAGGCAAUGCAGGCAGCUGCUGAUGGUGCAAAAAGUGCCAUGGUCAGUGUCAUAGGGUUAGACUCAGAGAAGGUUCAACAGCUGUGUGAUGCGGCUAAUCAAGAAGUCGAUGAAGCUGAUAAAGUUCAGAUAGCAAAUUUCCUGUGUCCUGGCAAUUACGCUGUAUCAGGAGGUAUAAAAGGAGUAGAAGCAGUAGAAGCCAAGGCAAAGUCAUUCAAGGCUCGAAUGACGGUACGUCUAGCUGUGACGGGUGCAUUCCACACUAGUUUCAUGGAACCUGCUGUUUCAAGAUUGGAAGCUGCACUUGCAGCAACGGAGAUCAAAACUCCCAGAAUACCAGUCAUCUCCAAUGUUGAUGCACAGCCACAUGCAGAUCCUGACGCAAUCAAGAAAAUAUUGGCUCGCCAGGUGACUUCUCCCGUUCAGUGGGAAACAACAGUAAAAACUCUACUCACCAAGGGGCUGAAGAAGAGUUAUGAAUUGGGCCCUGGGAAGGUUAUAGCGGGCAUUGUGAAGAGAGUGGACAAAAGUGCAGACAUCGAGAAUAUCGGAGCUUGAUUAAGUCUAGAUUGAAGCCAACAACUCACUCAUGGCUGAAGAGUUCUUUAUUGCCCCAACGGCAUCAAACAGAAAUUAGUACAACGCCCUGUGUUCUCAGCUGCCAUUUUCUUAUGAGUCCAGAUGUUACAAUUAGUUCUAGAGCUGCAAGUUUCUAAACAGUGUAUGAGAAUAUUUAUAUACGUUGCCAGAAGAAUUCAUCAUAGUUGGAAAUCUUCCACGAGCAAUAAUAUGCAAAAUGAUUCAAAUUUUAAAUUGAACUGGUAUUGGUUUA